Molecule: messenger RNA, 1538 nt
Organism: Ipomoea nil (Japanese morning glory)
Lineage: Eukaryota; Viridiplantae; Streptophyta; Magnoliopsida; Solanales; Convolvulaceae
Product: benzyl alcohol O-benzoyltransferase-like
Exons: 4
Coding region: 101-1465 (454 amino acids)
Molecular function (GO): acyltransferase activity, transferring groups other than amino-acyl groups
Source: RefSeq, a predicted model, not a curated record
AAAAAAAUGUCUUUCAUUAAAAGUGAAGUGAGAGAUCAGUAAACGUUGAUAAUAUUCAACCUCAACAAUUUUUUUUUGUUCGAAUUCCUCUUCUCCACUCAUGGCUCUUGCACCGCUGCCACAACCUCUAGCCUUUACCGUGAGGCGGUGGCCGCCGCAGCUGGUGCCUCCGGCCGAGCCGACUCCUCGCGAGAUAAAACAGCUCUCCGAUAUCGACGACCAGGAAGGGUUGAGAUCUCACAUCCCCAAUAUCUUCUUUUACCCUAAGAGUUCUUCCAUGGAGGGAGUGGAUCCCGCAAAGUUCAUUCGGGCGGCGAUAGCCAAGGCGCUAGUGUUCUACUACCCGCUCGCCGGCCGGCUCCGGGAGGGUGCCGGCCGGAAAUUGUCGGUGGAUUGCACCGGCGAGGGAGUGAUGUUCACGGAGGCCGACGCUGAUGUUCCGCUCGAUGCAUUCGGGGACGCACUUCACCCGCCUAUUCCGCGUUUGGAUGAGCUAAUCUAUCCUGUCGGUGGCUCCGAAGAAUUUCUCAAUUUCCCUUUGCUCCUCUUUCAGGUGACCCGUUUAAGAUGCGGUGGUUUCAUCUUUACAGUAAGCCUUAAUCACGUAGUAAGUGAUUCACCCGGCCUAAUAAAAUUUCUUAACACUGUCGUUGAAAUGGCACGCGGUGCAACCUCGCCAUCCGUGCUCCCAGUUUGGAAAAGGGAGCUAUUUAGUGCCAGGGAUCCACCCCGUGUAACCUGCAAACACCCUGAGUACGAUGAUGUACUGCCCCAAUCCAAAGCGAUAACUACGCCAUCCGACAACAUCAUGCUUCAUCGCGCAUUCUUUUUCGGCCCCGCCCACCUCUCUUCUCUACGCAGCUCGCUUCCGCCGCAUUUGCGCAACCGCUCCACAUUCGAAGUGCUAACCGCGUUCCUAUGGCGCUGUCGGACUAUGGCUCUUGGGUACCACCCAGAUGACGAAGUGCGCGCCCUUUGCAUCGUUAACCUGCGCUCCAGGAAGACUACUGGGUUAUCGGGUUCGUCUAUACCGCCCGGGUAUUACGGCAAUGCAUUAGCUCACGUCGCCGCGAGAACAACGGCGGGUGAACUAACCCGAAAUCCGUUGGGGUAUGCGGUAGAGCUGAUUAUGAAGGUUAAAGGAGUGGUGUGUGAGGAGUACAUGAAGUCCUUGGCUGAUUUCUUGGUCAUCAAGGGGAGGCCAAGUUAUAAUAUGACGAGGACGUAUCUUGUAUCGGAUGUUACCCGGGCCGGGUUGGGAGAGCUUGAUUUCGGGUGGGGCAAGCCCCGUUAUGCCGGUCCAGCAAAGGGCACCGUGGCUGCGUUUCACAUACGGUAUAAAAAUAGGACAGGUGAGGAAGGUAUCGUUGUUCCAAUUCGCUUGCCGGCUAUAGCAAUGGAUAAGUUUGCGAAGGAGAUUAAAAAGUUGGAGGGUGAUGAAUCUUUAGUCAAAUCUUCUCUAUAAACUCUCGAAAUUCACCUGUAUGUUGUGAUUUUGAUUUUGAAUUUGUAAUUGAUUAUUUGAUUUGGCUUUUUAA